Arabis nemorensis is the source of this 963-nucleotide messenger RNA. The record is from the annotation of a GenBank genome assembly. Lineage: Eukaryota; Viridiplantae; Streptophyta; Magnoliopsida; Brassicales; Brassicaceae.
AUGGCUCUCAAAACAAUGGCAUUGUCCGUGUCUUCAUCAGAUAUUGAAGAUGAUAAGAAGAAGGAAGCAUUUGUCUUUCCUAAAUUUGUUGUGAUGGGUCACCGAGGAUUUGGGAUGAACAUGGUUCAAUCUUCGGAUAACAAAAUGAAAGUUAUCAAAGAGAAUACUAUUCUUUCUUUCAAUGUUGCUUCAGAUUUCCCCAUUGACUUCAUUGAGUUUGAUGUCCAGGUGACAAGAGAUAGUUGUCCUAUAAUAUUCCAUGAUAUCUUCAUGUUCACACAAGAACAGGGAGUCAUUAUCGAAAAAAGAGUAACGGAAAUGACUUUACAUGAAUUUCUCUCAUAUGGACCACAAAAAGAUGUUGCAAAUAUGAAGAAGCCUAUGUUCAGAAAAACAAAAGAUGGUAAAAUCUUUGAGUGGAAAGUCGAGAAAGACGAUCAUUUAUGUACCCUCAAAGAUGCAUUUUUAAAAGUUAAAUCCUCACUAGGAUUCAAUAUCGAGCUCAAGUUUGAUGAUAAUAUUGUGUAUAGAGAAGAAGAGUUACGUCAAACGCUUGACACCAUCUUGAAGGUUGUAGAUGAACAUGCCAAAAACCGGCCCAUAAUUUUUUCGAGCUUUCAUCCUGAUGUGGCUCAACUCAUCAGAAAGAUACAGAGGAGUUAUCCUGUGUUCUUCUUAACAAAUGGAGGAUGUGAAACGUAUAAGGAUGUUAGAAGGAACUCACUAGAUGAGGCCGUCAAGAUAUGCAAAGAAGGCGGUUUGCAAGGGAUUGUCUCUGAAGUUAAGGCAAUAUUAAGAACUCCAAAUGCAAUCAAACAAAUAAAAGAUUCAGAACUUUCACUUAUAUCCUAUGGCCAACUUAACAAUGUCGUGGAAGUUGUUUACUUACAGUAUAUGAUGGGUGUGGAGGGAGUAAUUGUUGAUAUGGUUAAGGAGAUAUCUGAAGCCAUCACAAAUGUCUGA